AUGGUUCAAGGCGGUGUGGUGGAGGUUCCCGAAGAUUACGUUCCACUGGAACAUGUUCGUCGGGCAAUGAAGAACGCUGACUGCCGCACACCCGCCAUAUUCUUUUUGGAGGACGGCGAUCCAUUUCUUUCUCUCUGCAAGAUCGCCAAGGAAACGCAAUCUGCGGUUUGGUACUUUGAUCUCGCGGUUAUGAAAAACGUUCAGAAUGCUAUGGACUACAUCGAUGUUGGUACUAAAAAUGGCGACUGGGUGUAUAUUGCACACUCUGACGAAGUCGAUCAGCAAAGCUUCCGAGAUAUAGCGCGUAUGGUCUUUCUGCUGAGGCCGGAACCGAAGAAAUAUCCUCGGCGGGAGUUUUUUCGGUGUUUAUUUUCUGUCACAAAGUCCUUUGAUAUUGAGGCAGACGCAGAGGCCCUAUUUCCCCCUCUCCUCCUCAAAAACUCCAUCGUUGCGAGGAAACUCGACGAGAAUAAUGCAAAGUGGUCUCUCAAGCUUCCAGCUGAUACCAAACCCCGAGAAAUUGAACAAUUAAAGCGUGAAAGACGGCGCGCAGAGGGCCGCGACAGUGACAGUGAAACAGACUUGGAUGAGGAUGACAGACUAUCUGGUAUGUGGUUUCAUCGCGCAGUGGAAUUAAACAAAUCGGCUGAUGAAUCCCCAUUAACGCUGGCUGAAGAGGAAAUGGAAGCCGCACUUGAUGCUGAAGAUGUCAACACGAUCAAACGUCUUAUUAAGGACGGUCACAUUGAUGUCUCACGGAAAAUUAAAUGCGGCAUGACACCGCUUCAGUACACCUGCUCUAAAGAGAUGGUGAAAUCCGCUUUAUGUUUAUUGGAGUGCGGUGCCGAUCCCAAUGCGCCCCGACAGAGUGACGGUCGCCCGCCUAUAUUCAUGGCGCUUGAAGAUACCUCUCUUGUUGAGGCCUUGGUGAAGCACGGGGCCGAUUUGUUCGCAACUUUUCAGGGGUGGCGAGUGGACUCCCAUCCAGACACAUCACCGCAAGUGGCGAAGAUGACAAAGAAAAUGAGGGAGUUUAUGUAA
Messenger RNA from Trypanosoma grayi, 1041 nucleotides. Its product is annotated as nuclear protein Tc22. Gene Ontology annotation, molecular function: protein binding. Lineage: Eukaryota; Euglenozoa; Kinetoplastea; Trypanosomatida; Trypanosomatidae. The transcript has a single exon. The record is from RefSeq and is a predicted model, not a curated record. The coding region runs from base 1 to 1041 and encodes 346 amino acids.